Molecule: messenger RNA, 816 nt
Organism: Bombus huntii
Lineage: Eukaryota; Metazoa; Arthropoda; Insecta; Hymenoptera; Apidae
Product: omega-amidase NIT2-A-like
Exons: 4
Coding region: 185-571 (128 amino acids)
Biological process (GO): oxaloacetate metabolic process; L-glutamine metabolic process
Cellular component (GO): mitochondrion
Molecular function (GO): omega-amidase activity
Source: RefSeq, a predicted model, not a curated record
UGGAUCAAUACGGUCGACAGAAGUUUUAACUAUCUGGAGUGCGGAUAAAUUUUUACUGAGAGUCGUAUAGGAAUCUAUAAUCUAGUACUUUCCAAAAUACGCCGAGAGUAUUCCUGAUGGUGAAACGAGCGUUGCUUCAUCGAACGCAGCUAAAGAAAACAACAUCUAUGUAGUUGGUGGUACGAUGCCUGAAAUAGGGGGCGAUAAAUUGUACAAUACCUGUACUAUUUGGGGUCCCGAUGGAACUUUGAUAGCAAAACACCGAAAGGUACAUCUAUUCGACAUCGACAUUCCUAAUAAGAUUACUUUUCGAGAGAGUGAUUCACUCAGUCCUGGUAACUCCCUAACGACGUUCGAUGUGAAGGGCUGCAAAAUAGGUAUUGGCAUUUGCUAUGAUAUUAGAUUCGAGGAAAUGGCACGCAUUUAUCGGAACAAAGGUUGCCAAAUGCUGAUAUAUCCAGCGGCAUUCAAUAUGACCACUGGACCACUGCACUGGUCAUUACUUCAGCGUUUCAGAGCGAAUGAUAAUCAAUUAUACGUUGCCUGCAUAUCACCGGCUCGUGUUCCUUAAGCAAGUUACGUCGCAUGGGGACAUACACAGUUGACCAAUCCCUGGGGAAAGAUUCUUUACGAUUUGGAAACUCAAGAGAAUAUGGCAGUCACCGAUAUCGGUAAUUUACAGCUUAAAAUUAAAAGCGAGAGAUCCAUGAUGUAAUUAAUUUUUAGUCUCGUUAAUUUAUCGAUUUAGCCAUCUUCCUCUGUAUUUGUUGAAUUUAUUAGUAAGCAUUACUUAUUACUUCGUAUGUUUCUUUUUUC